This is a messenger RNA of Sardina pilchardus (European sardine), 3265 nucleotides long. RefSeq names its product solute carrier family 52 member 3 (gene slc52a3-1). Gene Ontology annotation, biological process: riboflavin transport. NCBI's taxonomy places the organism in Eukaryota, Metazoa, Chordata, Actinopteri, Clupeiformes, Clupeidae. The transcript is spliced from 4 exons. The record is from RefSeq and is a predicted model, not a curated record. Gene Ontology annotation, cellular component: plasma membrane. Gene Ontology annotation, molecular function: riboflavin transmembrane transporter activity. Bases 594 to 1916 code for a protein of 440 amino acids.
CACACUCUGUAGAGCUGAACUCUGGACAGAGUGACACACUCACACACACACACACUCACCACUCACACUUACAAACCUCAUGUGCUGCCAGUUAACGUGACACAGAAGGACUGGAGACUGUCUUCAUUACACACGAGGCUCUGAGGACACACACACACAGCUGAGUGUACACUGCCUGCACACAGACACACACCUCACACUCAAACGAACACACACAUAUGACUACACACAGGUUGACAUCUCACUAAACCCUGAAGUGAGACUAAAUCACACAGACACACACACACACACACACACCCCAUCUGAGCCCCAGCGCUCCCUGGCUGCCUCAAACUAGACCCAGCACAGACCCCGCCCCCUGCUGCAGCCGCUGGUGUGGUUCUGAUCCAGUUCUGCUGGUCCACUCCCUGCUCCCACUGGUGUGAUUCCGAGUUCUGAUCCGGUCACUGCUGGUCCCUGCUCCCGCUGGUGUGGUUCUGAUCCAGUUCUGCUCAUCCCUGCUCCUGCUGGUGUGGUUCUGAUCCGGUCACUGCUGGUCCACUCCCUGUGUUGUGGUUCUGAUCCAGUCACUGCUGGUCAGUCCUUCCGCUGCGAUGCCGCUGUGGGUGCACGCGCUGGCCUGUGCCUUCGGGCUGGGCUCGUGGGUGGCGGUCAACGGCCUGUGGGUGGAGCUCCCGCUGAUCGUGACGGUGCUGCCCGAGGGCUGGGACCUGCCGUCCUACCUGACGGUCAUCAUCCAGCUGGCCAACCUGGGCCCGCUGCUGGUGACGCUGGCGCACCGCCUGUGCCCGGGCCGCGUGCGGGAGACGCCGGUGGUGUCGGGCGUGCUGGCGCUGGGCGUGCUGUCCUGCGUGCUCCUGGCCGCCCUGUGGCGCCGCACCUCCUGGGUGCUCGGGCAGGAGCGCAGCACGGCCUUCUUCGUCCUCACCUUCUUCCUGGCCCUGGUGGACUGCACCUCCUCCGUCACCUUCCUGCCCUUCAUGAUGCAGCUUCCUGCCAAGUACGUCACGUCCUACUUCAUCGGCGAGGGCCUGAGCGGGUUCGUGCCGGGCCUGGUGGCGUUGGCGCAGGGCGUGGGCAUGGCGCGGUGCGUCAACGUCUCCCAGUCGUCCGCCAACGGCAGCGCGCCGGAGUUCACCACGCAGACCGAGUACCUGGCGCCCAACUUCUCCACGGAGGUGUUCUUCGGCUUCCUGGCGCUCAUGACGGCGGUCAGCCUGGCCGCGUUCACCGCGCUGAACCGAGUCCCGCGCACCUACCAGCUGUCCACCGAGAACCUGGUGCCGCCGGAGAACGACUCGGUUCCGUCCGUGUGUUCCGGAGUGGACGCCAAGGGUUCCGGCGGCGCCGAGGAGCGCGGUCAGAGUCGCCCCCUGCUGGCUAAAGCCCGCAGCGCGUCCCAGCUGGCCUUCAUCUACGGCAUGGUGGUGUGGGUGAACAGCGCCACCAACGGGCUGCUGCCGUCGGUGCAGACCUACUCCUGCAUGCCCUACGGGAACCUGGCGUACCACCUGUCCGCCGCCCUCGCCUCCGUGGCCAAUCCCGUCGCCUGCGUCAUCGCCAUGUUCCGUCCCAAACGGUCGCUGGUGUUUUUAGGGGUGCUGUGUUUCCUGGGCUCUGCGUUUGGGGGGUACAACAUGGCCAUGGCUGCCAUGAGCCCCUGCCCACUGCUACAGGGCACAGCAUUAGGGGAGGCCAUCAUUGUGAUGUCCUGGGUGCUGUUCACGGGCCUGCUGUCCUAUGUGAAGGUGAUGGUGGGGGUGAUCCUGCGAGACGAGAGCCACAGCGCCCUCGUGUGGUGUGGAGCGGCAGCGCAGGCCGGCUCCCUGCUGGGCUCGGUCACCAUGUUCCCGCUGGUCAACGUCUACCGCUUCUUCCAGGCCGGGGACGUCUGCAGCACCAUCUGUCCCUCCUGAGCCACUGGCCUGGGCUGGGAAACAGCGCCCCCCCUGUGGUGUGGAGGCUAAUGUGCAGGACUGUGUGGGACACAGACAAUCUGAACUGCUGUGACUCUUUAAGUUUAUCUUUAUUUAUUUGGCGGACGCUCUCUUCCAAAGUGACUGACAGAUACAAGACAUUACUAGCAGACCAAACAGACAUUAUUAGCAGAGCUGGACUCCUUGGAGCAGCUCAGGGCUGAGUGCCUUAACCAAGGACACAACAGUGGCAGCUGGGUAUCAAACUCUUUUCAGACUUUUCAGGCUACUGUACACCUUGCUCCUUGUCCACUCCACUGACACACACACGCACAUGCACACACACACACACACACUCUCUCUGCUCCUUGUCCACUACACUGUCAUCGCCCGGCUCCUCUGCAGCACUAACUGAGACAGACACCUCUGCAGGCCAGUCAGCAGUAGCAGUGAUGAACAAACGAUGCUCACACAGCACAGACUCAACACAUUGUACACAAACACACAACACACUGCUGCACAAAUGCAACACAUUGUACACACACACAACACACACAGAGCACACUGGUACUCACACUCAACACAUUGUACACACACUCAACACACACAGAACACACUGGUACUCACACUCAACACACACAGAGAGACACCCCCUCUUUGUCGGCGGUGUGUUAGUACAUCCCCUGUACACUGAUGAUAUUCUGUUGUUGCUGCCAGUCGUCAUUGGACAGGGGAUGGUGUGUUGUGGCUUUACAGCUUUUCCAAAUCGGUUGGGUUUUUUUUAUUAUUAUUUGUGCAUUUGUAUUUAUUUAUGAUUUGUUUGUUUCUAAAUCAGAAAGAUCAGACCACAUUGACAACCGAUGAUUUAUCAACAUGAUCAGCUAAAUAACACAAGCCGCUAAUGAGAGUUUUCUCAGUCACAUUGGUGCAUGUCUUGAAUCAUCAUGGUAACACACACAUUUGCAGAACAGUUAGGGCAUUUCUCAAAACAAUCAAGGCAAACUGCACCGCAUGUGGGCUACUUGCAAAAGCGUGCAUCUUGCUCAAAAUGUUUAGUCUAUGCCUCGAAAGCAGAUAUUUAUACAAAUGAAACUAUCAGUGCAAUCAAAAGUCCUGACGCCAUUGUUUAUGUCAAAUUAGUCAAACUGUUUUGUCUUGUUGUCAAUUUGACAGUUAAGUAUUUAAUCUAAUGAACAAUGCACAAGGCAGCACUAUUUUCUAUUUCAAAACGAUAAAGUUACCCAUAAUUGUAUGUGGAGGGGGUUGAUCCAUGACAGUGGGUAUGUUUCAAAUGUUUUUCUUUUGACAGACAUUGUAACAGUAUAAAGAAAAUAAAGGCUUUUACAGCA